Molecule: messenger RNA, 17456 nt
Organism: Paramuricea clavata
Lineage: Eukaryota; Metazoa; Cnidaria; Anthozoa; Malacalcyonacea; Plexauridae
Source: the annotation of a GenBank genome assembly
CUCACGUGAAGCGUUGCAACACAACACAUUCAACACAACAGAAAUAUGUACGAAAUACAAACGCACGCCUGCGUUUGGAUAACUUUGAAAGACUCGGCACGUCUUGCUGCCAAGUUAUGGACACCCGUGGCAAAAGCUGGACAAGAAAAUGAGAAAUUCCCAGCAAUUUUGGGUAAGAUAAUUCGCAUCAGUCACAUGCGUGAAUUUUUAUAAUCUUACGACUUUAACACUUGAUUUAAUAACUCGACAAUUUGACACGCAAAUGUGUUAAAAUUAAACACGAGGGUCUUUGAAUGAACUAAAGGCUAAAACCAGAGCUGCCAAGUCUCACGGCUAUCUUUAAAACGGGGAAGGGAAUGACCGGGGAAUGGUCAGGGAAUGGCCGGGGGAUGGUCGGGGAAUGGACGGGGAAUGGACGAAAUCGGGAAAAAACCUAACAUUUUGAAGAUUUUUGAUUAAAUAUUUUCAUGAAUUGUUUUCGUUGCGUUAUGGCAAGUGUAGCAUUGAAGUAAAUCGAAAUUACAGUAGUAGGAUUUCAGGCGACCGAAGCUAUGUUGUUUGCCGUGUAAAUGACGUAGUUCCUUUCUUGGGAGAGAGUGAGAGACCAAGGCUCCCACGCAAUUGUAUUAUAUAAGAUUGUGCUUUACUUUAAUAAAUAGUUCGCUACUCUGGCUUUGACUCCGCGCACUUGUUUUGCAUUGACAUUAUGCUCGGCACGUUACAAAUAUUAAAACAUAGCUAUAGUAGACCCUACUAGACCGCAAUAAAAUAUUUUUUUAUUAAUGUAGAUGUUUAUACGAUCUUAUCAUUCUUAUGUUGAUUUAUUGUUUGCGUGAAUAAAACAAUAUUCAUACAAGUAAUCAGCCGAUCCGCACAUUAUAAGCCAACUAUUGGUAUAUUGUAACGCAAGACAAUGCCAUUAAUAUAUUGGGAUUGAACUUUACGCAUAUUUAUACUCCUAACCCACAGCCCCAGCUCUAAUUCUUGCUCUCUCUUUUUGUCUGAUUUUUAUCAGAAAUGUACCAAACAAGAUAAAAUAUUUGUAUGAUUGUAUCCAAUAACCUUAUUGGCAGUGUUUAGAGCUGGGGCUGUGGGUAUAAAUAUGCUUCAAAAACUCAAUAAUUCAUGAAGCAAUUAUCCAAUCUUGAGUAAGAAAUUAGUCACGUGCAUACGUCUUUAUACCAGCUAAAGAACACUUUAACAAAAGACCAUUGUUAUGCAAACUAUAUAAAGAUUUUUAUAUAAAGAUUUUUAUAUACUGAAGAUUUGACUUAUUAUGCAAAUGUUUUUGAAGUCAUUUAAAAAACUCGCAGAUCGUGUUUUAUUAGGUCUAAAGCCACUCGCGCUGCGCGCUCGUGGCUUUAAACCUAAUAAAACACUCCUGCUCGUUUUUUAAAUAGUACGUAAAGUUCAAUUCCAAUAUGUUAAUGAUUGUCUUGCGUUUUACCAAUACUUUUGUUGGCUUAUAAUGUGCGGAUCGGCUGAUUACUUGUAUAGUUAACACUGACGAAUAUUGUUUUAUUCACGCAAACAAUCAACAUAAGAAUGAUAAGAUCGUAUAAACAUUUACAUUAAUAAAAAAUAUUUUAUUGCGGUCUAGUAGGGUAGCUAUGUUUUAUAGCUAUGUUUUAAUAUUUGUAACGUGCCGAGCACAAUGUCAAUGAAAAACACUUGUGCGGAGUAAAAGCCAGAGUGGCGAACCAUGUAUUAAAGUAUAAAGCAUAAUACAAAUUUUGCGUGGGAGCCUUGGCCUCUCCCAAGAAAGGAACUACGUCAUUUACACAAACAACAUAGUUUCGGUCGCCUGUAAUCCUAUAUUACUGUAAUUUCGAUUUACUUCAAUGCUACACUUGCCAUAACGCAACGAAAACAAUUCAUGAAAAUAUUUAAUCAAAAAUCUUCAAAAUGUUAGGGUUUUUUCCCGAUUUCGUCCAUACCCCAGCCAUACCCCGGCCAUUCCCCGGCCAUUCCCCGGUCAUUCCCGGCCAUUCCCCGGUCAUUCCCCGGCCAUUCCACGGUCAUUCCCCCGGUCAUUCCCUUCCCCAUUCCCUUCCCCGCUCCGUUCCCCCAUUCCCCGUUCCCCGUUUUAAAGAUAGCCCAAGUGGCUCACGGUUUACCCGUGAGUCUCCAGGUUUUCGCGCUGACCUCCAGGUCUCACGGUGGGUCUUGAAAAUCUCACGGAACCAUUAAAAUGGCUUUACUGUAUGCAUGGAUUCUGCAUCUAUGCUCUGAAAAAAUUAAACAUACAAUUUGCGAAAGUAUCGUCUGUUCUUUCGAAAGAAAAUCUGUACGUAUUUGUAAAAUGACACUCUGUUAAAAAAAUUAGUAGCGUGGCUAUUUGAGAAAACUUUGAUUUGUGAUUUGACAAGAUUUGUGAUCUUGAAGUAUAACAUCAUCUAAACGUGAAUUAUGUGUGUGCGCGAGCUUAUCUUUUAUUACACACGCAUAUAUGGCAAUCUGGUUCCCCAGCAUGCCCGGUCAACAAUAAUAUAAAGUCAGCAAUUUAUACAUAAUUUGAUUAAAAUUUUUCAUUGUGCUAAUCUGUAUAUGGCUAUCGCUGUCAGGAGGACGGGGGAUACAUACUACGAACUAAAGGCCCCAACAACCUCCAGGUUUUUAAUCAUCUGAACUUGGCAGCUCUGCUAAAAUAUUGUAUUAAUACUAUCGUAUUAUUAUACAUGUGCCGAAUUCAAAUCAAGAAUGUACGUCGUCUGGAGCCCCUUUUUAAGACGGCGUAUUUUUCAUGUGCCGAACUUUUGGGGCGACAGAAGUUGCCGUACCGACCCAGCGUCGCAUCUAAUACAAUUAAAUUCAACAAAUUCAGUGAAUUGCGAACUUUACAUGUGCCGAAUUUUGUAAACAAUGCCAAUAUCUGAAUGUACGGGUUGGGAUAGAACACGGAUCCGGAAUUUCGGAAGAUCUGGAAUUCCGCGCGUGCUCUCCGCGAAGGUAGACCAGUCCCUAGUCCUGAAUAGGCGUACUAAGAGGCCUAGGUACUAGGCUGCCGCGAGGGUGUAAUCAUUCUCGUACCCAGAGCCCUUCUUACACGCGGUGAGGCGAGGGGCUCUGGCCAAAUCCAUAACCGGAUACCAUAGAAACAUGGUAAGAAAACAAUGUCCGGUGUUAGAACUAGCCAAUCGGAUACCAGUUCGGAAUAUGGAUUUGGCCAGAGCCCCUCGUCGCACCGCGCGUAAGAAGGGCUCUGGGUACGAGAAUGGGGUGUAAUCACAGGAGCCUGGGCAUUAAAAACAGGAAUAUUGCAAGUCGAGCGUUUCUCUGCUUUGAAAAACACGUACGUACAGCGUGCACAGUCUUGACUUUAGUUUCAAAAAAGUCUUUAUUGAAGCUUCAAAAACCCUUAAUAACUCAUGAGGAAAACACAAAGAAAAAUCACAACUCAUAAGCGUGUCGUAUCAUCCUCGUUCCCAGAGCUUCUCGGCUGCCUGCGUUGGCAGCCGAGAAGCCCUGGGAACGAGGAUGGUGUCGUAUCUUUAUAUAUGAUAGAGAUUUCCCUUGUCACCUUGAUUUACAUAAACUUUAACUUUGAUUUUCUCAACUUUAUUAUUUAAAACAUUCGCAGUGCGCGUUUUAUCAGACCUAAAGAUACUCGGCUUCGCCUCGUAUCCAGGGGCGUAGCAUGACCUUUUUAACUGGGGGGGGGGGGGUAACAUCUAAGUUUUACCGACCCACGCGCCACGAGGCGCCACCAUGGUUGGCGCCGAGCGGAAACUUUUUGAAAAUAUGGAGUCUCUAGAUCGUUGAAAAUGGCAUUUUCAGAGCCUUCUGUACCUUAUACACACAAGGUUUGGUAGCAUUUAUUUAUAUCAAACAAAACCAUAUUGUUGAAGUUGUGUUAUUUUCGAAAUCCGUGAGAAUCCGUCAGAUAUUAACAAGCUGUGAGACUGUGAGUGUGAGCUCACCGUGAGGUUUUAUUAGAAUCCGUGACCGCCCCUUAUACGCUACAUAUAACAUAUACCAUAACAGCUAUACAGCAAUUGACAAAUAAAUAUUUCGGCGCGCGUUUAAUUUAAUGACACUUACCGUGACUUUAGUCAGCCGUCUAGAAAUAACGUAGAACCAGAAACGUAGCAAACGCUUUAUUAAUUGGAAUAAAUGAAUAAUUGUUGUCUUUGUUACUUCGCGAUAAGUCAUUUUACCCAAUGACAUUUAUCUUGUUGUUUAUUCUAAUGAACAGACUUGAAAAAUUGGCGAAACAUUUUAUGAGCACCGCGUGUCAAUAACAAAUAUAUAAAUAUAAUCUUUAAUUCUUUUGCGUAUCAUUGUAUCAAGGUCAAAAGUUCGCGCACAGUUGAACAUGUCCAAUCAGAACCGACUGUUUUCGCAGCUCUUGCAAGUGUAAUACGAUAGGAAAUUAGGGGCUCCAAUGCUUAUGCGUAGCAUAAUAUAUAAGUGUUUUAAUACUGAAGAAUUACGUACAUUUUGCAUAACUUUAUUGGAGAACAAGGCACAACAUUAAUUUAAUUUUUUUUUAUUAUUAAAAGCCAUUUACCGAGGAGCAAAAUUCCACUUUAACCGAUUUGUUUUACCGACCGCUGUCAUGGCUCUUGCCAUUACCGAAUAACUUCGCGUUUUACCGACUACUUCACUAAAACUGGGGGGUGUCACACCCCCCCACACCCCCCCGCACGCUACGCCCCUGCUCGUAUCUUUUAUACAGUAUCUGAUAAAACACUGUUGCUCAUGUUUUAAAUAAUACUUAAAAUACUCAUUCAAUAAUUCAUGAAGAAAAUUCAAAUGAAAUGAAUGUUUAAUCAAUGAUAAUGACAAUCUUUGUAAAUCGGAUAAAGAUUUGUCCUGAUUUACAUAAGUUUCAGCUUAGAUUUUCGGCUCGGCUUAGCCUUAGACAAUGUUUAUAUAUCGUCCUUUAGGCUUUAUACGCGUGAAUCUCUCAAGCCUCUGUGUCCGACCCAAACUCAAGGUCAUCAGACAUUUUGUCAAGAUAUUUUAAGGAAAAGUCCGAAGCGAGAGCCCUGCGCCUGGCAGUCACUCAUCCUUAUUAAAAUGAUAUGAAUUUUAGAGUAUCUGCCGUAUCGUCGAAAUGACAUGACGUCAAUGCGAGACGAGAAACGACAUUCAUGGAUGUGUUCUCAUGGAUAUGUGAUGAUUCGUGUGGAUAUGCGUGGUUCCGGAGACUCGGAUGGGCUAUGCUAUGGUGAAUAUGAACCACAGGAACUGGAUGACUGUAUUGAAGUUAUUGAUUGGAUUAGGAAACAGCCUUGGUCUUCUGGCAAUGUUGGUAAGAUUUGAAGAAGGACAGGCAGCUUGGACAUUAUUAUAAUUAUUAGUAUGAAGUUUUAAAUUUGCAAUAAUUAGUACAUAACUCAUAAGUUAUACAGAAACAAAACUAAUUUUACAAUUUAAAAUUUAGAUGCGAGAAAGGUAUUUAUAUAAUACCUACAGUUAAACACGCAAUUUGAUUGGUCAAUAGCUGUAUAGGAUCAGGCUAUCCUGCACGAAGAACUAUUAAAAUGGGAUUUUCGCGGGAUUCUCGAAAUGUCAUUGUUUCACUGUAGUUAUUUUAUAAAACAAUUACCAAAUGGUUUUCCAAGCAGGAUAGCGUGAUCCAUGCAUUUGGGAUGUUGCUCGACUUCCGGAAAGCGUAAAAAUACACUCGCCUGCGGCUCGAGUAUUUUUACGCUUUCCGAAAGUCUCGCGACAUCCCUGGUGCAUCAUGGAUCACGCAAUCCUGCAUGGAAAACCAUUUGGUAUUCCCUUAAUCAGUUUAAUGUUGUCAUGCAUACAGGGCCGCCCAGAGGUUGGCGGGGGCCCGGGGCAAAUUUUUUUUUAGGGGCCCCUAUCCCCCCCGUCGCCAAAAAAUUUUCGGUCAGUGUACCAUUUUAGGGGUAAAAAAAAUUUUCCGGAGUACAAAAUUUUGCCGGACGAGUACGUUGCAAAUGCUUUCGAGGGACUUUAUCUCAUUUUUUAUGCCAAAAUUCGGUACUUAGCCCAAGAAAACAGAUUUUCAGGGGCCCCCAGCAACUCGGGGCCCGGGGCAAUUUGCCCCCUUUGCCCCCCCCCCCUCUGGGCGGCCCUGCAUGCAUAGUUCAAAAAAGUCACAAUGACCUGUUUAACACACGAAUCAUACUUGGGAAAAAGCUUUCCUGAAAACGAUCAGUUCUACAUUUGAAUGACGACCAGUUGUUAAGAUUACGUAAAUUAUAGUUCACGUUUUCUCUAGUCUGAGGUAAAAGACGAGAUAGCCAGUUACCAUCAGUUAUUUUUUAAUCGUUCUUUCGCACAAAGCAUCGCGUCUCUCAUCUAGACGGGGACAAUGGAGUGAGCUCAAAGCUUCUCGGCAAGACCUGUCUGCUCAUUUAUUAAAGUUGAAUUAUCAAGGCCUCGAUUUGUGUUACCCCCUUCAAUCUACGGCAUUAUGAGUUAUGACGGUCAAUCUAGUCAAUCUUAAUCCAAUAAUUAUGAAUUAUUCUCCUUAUUAGGCAUGUAUGGCAAGAGCUGGGGUGGUUUCAAUGGACUUCAGGUAGCAUCGAGGAAUCCCGAGGGUUUAAAAGGGAUCAUAUCUCUAUACUCGACAGACGAUAGAUACGAUGAUAACUCGCAUUGUAAAGGAGGAUGUAUCGUUCCUGCUCAGAUGUUGUCCUGGUCGAGUAAUAUGCUCACAUUUCUCUUGUCGCCUCCCGACCCACAAUUUGUUGGUGCUAAGUGAGUUUUCAAAUAUUGGAAUAUUUUGUGGAUAUAUGUGCGCCUGUCCUUCCCAGAUUCAUUCCAUUGUUCCUGCUAGCUCAGAUUCCUGAAUGAUAUUUUAGAUAACACUAUGCGUCAAGGGUUGGGUCCUAAGGUAAAUACAGAUGGGAUCACUAUCAGUUGGGUCCAUGCUGCCCCAGAGAAGUUUGAAAAUCAGGUGUUCCAGAUUUGAUAACAAUGCUUGUCUGUGAUAGAUAGAUAGAUAGAUAGAUAGAUAGAUAGAUAGAUAGAUAGAUAGAUAGAUAGAUAGAUAGAUAGAUAGAUAGAUAGAUAGAUAGAUAGAUUGUUUAAUAAUUCACUUUUUGCAGUACACUGUUACUGAAUUGGUAAGCGAUUACAAUAUAAAUAAGACUGAAUACAAAUUAUAUUUAUACAUUUAAAAAAUUACAACCUAUGCUAUGGCUUACUAAGAAGAUUAUAAAUAUUAAAACUAACACUAAUUUGUUGAAUUACGAUUAUUUAUGUCUAAACAACUAACGAUGACAUACGAAUUCUUAAAACGUUCAGUAAAGAAUUUCGGAACAUAUAUCUUCUUGUUGUUACGUGAUUGGUAAUUUAAUGAAAUAUCUAUUUUAGGGAUUAAAUUAUGAAGUUUAUGGUUCGGGUUAUUUAAAAUUUGAUUUAAAAGUUUUUUGCAGGCAAUUUGCCUUCUAGCGUACAAUGACUCCAUCCCAGCUUCCAUCAAUGUAUCUUCGUAAUGUAAGUCGGAUAUACAAUUCGAAGAACCCGUUUUUGUACUCGUUCAAUUUCAUCACUCAAUGUUAUUUGUACUUACAGUACAAAUAACAUUCUUUUUAUUGGUUAGAAUUUUUCUUUGAAUUUCUCCUUUUACUGAAUUUUUAAAAUCAUCUUUCUUUUAAAAUUUUAAUAUCUUAAGUUUGUAGAAAUGUUUUCGGAGAACUCAAAAAUUUUCUGGGACCAAUGGUCCCAUGGUUCGACAUUCAAUAUUCACUGAGUGAUUUUUCCCUUUCUUGACGGUUGUCUCUAGAUGGAAAGAUAUGUGGUUGAAACGUUUAAAGCAAGCUGGAGAGCCCUGGGUGAACACAUGGACUUCACAUCAAACUAGAGACGAGUUUUGGAAACACGCUUCCAUUUGUGAAGACUACUCCAAGGUAAUGGGAACUCAGUAGAGACGGCGGAAUUCGAAAAGGCCUUUGAAUUUUCUUUGCUUUUACGUCAAAUUUGACCCCAGAACGUUUCUUCAUUUUGACUCUACAGCGUAUAGUUUUAAUUGCCCUCACAAACUAACAAAAUUUGAAUCAAAUGAUUGCAUGUUUUCCUGAACAAAUUGAAUUGAAGACUUAAAUUAAACAUGGUAUGUUGAUUUCAGCUGAUUUAUUAAUAAAGAAUCAAAAACAGAAAUACAGAAUGCAUAGUUUAAUUUUUUUGAGCGUCUCACUCAUUGAGCUGAUUUUCCAACAGGCUAUUGCCAUAGAUAUCCUAUAUAUACUAGAUAGUGCAUCUAUCGGACUCAGGAUAUUCCCAUGAAAUGAGAAGAUUCGUAUGUUUUCUAUUUCUUACCCACGGAACUUAAAUAUUAAGGUAAACCUAUUCCAAAUACAUUUUAUUAAACUAUUCAAAUGAUGAAAGUUAUUGUUGUUUUUUAAGCGUUUAUUAGCGAGUGGGAAACACCAAUAUGGCCGCCAUCUAUUCAAAUGGGGGUAACCGCUGGAAUAUUCUUGGCUUCAAUUUUACUAAAAGAGAUGCGCUAUUUAGUCUAUAUAUAAGAUAUCUAUGGCUAUUGCUCAAUACACCCUUUCAAUAAUUACGUCAUUUGGCCUGGGAGCCUCGCUCUCAUGAAUCAUGAACCAUUUACUGAUGUCAAUGUAAAGGUAGCUCUUUCUCCUCAGUAAUUCAUACAUGUCCAAUACCGUCGACAUGAUACGGAUCGUGAAGCAGCUUCACGAUCCGUCAAAUUCGUACGGACGGUAAACACGAGUCACGAUCCGUAUCAACUCGUAAACGCAAUAGGUGGUCUCCAAUAGCAGAUGCUUGUUGCCCAGAUCUCAGUACCAACAGUUCGACGGAUCGUACCGUUCGUACGGCUCGUAAGACGAUUCACGAUCCGACAAAUCCGUACGGUCCGUACGAACUGUGAAAUGGAUUUACGGACCGUACGAAGAGUACGGUUCGUGAAAAUGAUUUACAGAUCGUGAACCUAUAAUAACUUUAAACAUUAUAAUAUGCUGUUUGCUAUAUCAAUAUAAUAUGUAAUUGUUGCUUCGUUCUUAAGAAACCACGAAACACAACAUCGCCAUCGACAAAGUAGUUUCACGAUCCGUAAAUCAUCUUCACGAACCGUACGGAUCGUACGGUGCGUAAAGUCAUUUCACAGUUCGUACGGACCGUACGGAUCAUUGUGUUGAAUGUUUUACCAUCUUUACGAUCCGAAUACGUUCGACAGUAUUGGACAACCAUCCAGUAAUUUUAAGAGGUCCGACCAAGGAUUGAACCCAGGUCUCCCAGUUUGAAAAGCAAGCGAGCAGGUGACCCCGACACCAUGCUUGCCUAUAGGGCAAACAUGCAAUUUAGUGAAGCAAUUAAUUUCUAGCAAAACACGGUAGCGUAACGCUUAUUAGGUAAGGUUAGUUAAAAACUAAGGGCUCCCGACAGUUAGGGGCCCCCAUCAGCCACGGCCUAUCGCCGAGAAAAUUAGAAAACGUAAAAAAUGCAGGUUAAGAAUAAAUGGGAAAUGCAAAAUUAAUAAUGCUAAAGAACUAAACCUCCAUCAACAACGGUAGCCGAUUUUUUUAUUCCAUCUCAAAUAAAACAAAAGUUAUUCUUAUUAGUUGUUACAUAUGAUGUUAUUGUUAUAGACACGGAAUUUUCCAGAACAUUCGGUAAAUAUUCAAUAUAAAUAUAAUAUCUCAGUCAAACAAUAGCAACAGUCCCCUCUUCAUCCGUUACCCCACUGGCAAAACAACUUGCCUGAUUGGGCAACCAGUAAGCAACGUCUACUGGCCCGUAACCGUAAUUUCCAUUUUCUUUUCAGAUAAAAUGCGGAGUGUUCCUUAUUGGUGGCUGGCUGGACUGCUAUCACAACGCGGUGUUCCGUAUGGCUGAAAACUUGACAUGUGAUUGGAAAGCUAUGGUUGGUCCUUGGCCACAUGAUUGGCCAGACGACUGUGUUCCAGGCCCCAACAUAGCAUAUCUGCCAGAGUGUUUAAGGUUCUGGGAUUACCAUCUGAAAGGAAUUAAAAAUGGUCUCGACAAAGAACCAAGGCUUCGCUUAUACCUCGAACAGAGUAAGCGAAAUAUUAAGAGGCAGUUUUUCUAUGUCGUGUAUCUUUGAUUAAAAAUAAUCGCCGUAAUUAAUCAUAAUCGUUAUAAAUAGACACUGAUUUUCUUUUAUCUUAAAGGUGUUUCUGUGUCACCAAAAAUGGAAAUCUGGCCCGGACGAUGGAUCGCUGAAGAACAAUGGCCAUCCCCAAAUGUCUCAACCAAGAAAUUUGGAUUGACUCACAGUGGGAUAUUACAGGAAAUGAAAGGUGAUUAAAUCAAAGUGAAAGAAUGUUUUUGGGCUGUACUGAAGAUGAGAAGUCUGGCAUCUUGUUGAUUGUCGCUCGACAGAAACAAGAGAGAGAAUAUCUUUAAAGAGAAUAUCUUUUGCUUGGCAAGAUCUCAGCCAGGAUUUUAAAUUUGAGGAGUGUUUUUAAAUUCCCAAGGAGUGUUUCUGCUAAUUACAUUGAAUGGCUAAAGGAACGGUUAUGGGCUCAUGCAUGUAGUUGUUCUCUGUGUUGCAACCAAAUAGAAGCUCGCCUUACGCUCAUAUUUGAAUAAUUAAUUACAGCGAGUUAUUUUAGGUAGGAGCAAAUUCUGUCUGUUCUAAGCUGGGGAAGCGAUUUGAUGAAGAUUUGAUGCUUUUACGCCAUCUCUAUAGAAACGAAAAAUGAACGGACCGAAUUAUAGAAGGCUGAUGUAAAAUACAAGUAUAGCGGGAUAAGAUAAUCUGAUUGAGGGCAUGAUUCCGGAUUUAUGAAGCUCGCUGUGAAUUCUUGUUAUGGAUAAAGACAAGCUCGAGUAUGAAUCCUACAUUAACCAAAAAUGCAUUCUUUCCUAGAUUCCACCGUUGUUGAGCGAAAUGAAAAAACAUUGCUAAUACCUAGUUCCUUUGCCUGUGGUUCUGCGGGUGGGUGUAUGAUGCCUGGAAAUGAACCAGCUGAUUUAGCCCAAAAUCAGGCAUGCGAUGACGGGCUGUCCAGGUGUUGGCAUGGUGAUGUCGUGGACACAAUAGAUAUCCUUGGUGCACCAUCAGUACAACUUGAAAUUAGUUCUGAUAAACCUGUAGCUACACUUUGUGCCAGACUGGUGGACGUGUUUCCUGAUGGAAAGGCAACACUUAUUUCAAUAGGUACUGAAAUAGCAUUUCACUGUUAUGUAUUUUACAGUAUUGCAUAGAAGUAACCUAAAACUUUGGAUUAUCGGAUCGACCAUCGCAAAUGAACCUAAACUGAACCGCAAGCAAGCCGCGACAUAACCGUCCUCGUUCCCAGGGCUUCACGGCCGCGCGCGACCUUCAUAGGUCCUGGGAUACACGGAACCGGAAGUGCCAGAAAACUUGCAGUCGUUUCUGAAGCGAAUACUCUUGAAUGUGGACGCUUCAGCACCGUAGCAAUUUUCACAGGGAAGUAUUAGUCAACUUCUGCGAAGUAGCAGUUCUCUGAGAAGCCAAUCAGAUCUCUCCCUUUGGUCGUCUAACCCCGAGCCUGAUUUUCAACAAGUGACUGAGUGAAUUAAAAUGUCUCUGGGGACGAGAAUGCGGCAUAACCGCAAAUAAACUACAGUCUAACGACAAACAAACCGCGCUUUCUUAUAGGGCAAUUUCCUUUAAGUGUUUUAAAAAAUUGACAAGCCUUUUAAACUUAUUGCGUCUUAAGGAAAGACUGUCCGAUCCCAGCGCAAAGUAUCUAUAUAAGAACAUACUUGCACUGGCAUCAUAGCUAGACCUUGUGAUGACCCGCACCGACUCCAUAAUAUCCGAUAAAAUAUCUAGGUACCUGCAUAUACGAACAUACACACGCAAAAAUUUCACAUCUUGUUAUAGGCGUACCGGAAGGAAAAAUUUAGGGGGGCGGAAAAAAAUUUGCCCGACUUUUUCGGAUUUUGCCCGACAAGUACCCAAAAAUUUUUUCCCGAAUUUUUUUUUGGCGAUGCCCCCCCCCCCCGUCGCGGGGUGUACCAUUUUAGGGCUCCAAAAUUUUUUCCGGACAUAUCAAAAUUUUUCGGAACCUAACAAAAAUUUUCGAAACAUCACAAAAUUGACCACAAAAUUUACAGAAUUUGUCCCAUUUAUUUUUAUAAUUAACCAAAAUUGCCCGACUGUUCAGCGAAAUCGGCUAACAAGUCCUCAACAAGUUCUGUUUGCAUUGCAAUUUGUUAACGGUUGUAACAACCUUGUUACAGUGCGUCUACAGUAAGUGGGGCCACUUAGGGAACACUAACCAAUCACAUUGCAGAACAAAAAUUGAAAAAUCAACAAACGGCGCAUUAGCCAAUCAGCAUUGGGCCAAAAACAAUUUGAACAAAUAAACGAAUGUCAAACGGUAAAAAUAGACUUGUUGAAAAGUAAACACUGCAGUUAAUGGCUUCCUGAAUCUUUCUUUUGAUUUGACGAGCUUUAGUUUGAUUAGAUUUUUCUUUUCGUUCUGCCAUGCGAAUGGUUAGUGUUCUCUAAGUGGCCCCACUUACUGUAAACACACUGUAAUAUUAUUUGACUUGUUGCAAGGUUGUUCCAACAAGUCCGAUACAGUCAUGCAUGAUAUAACAAUGUUGUUACAACGUUGUGUUGCAAACCUUGUAACAUUCGUGUUAUAUCAUGACUGUAUCAGAACUUUGUAACAAGUCUGAUAAUGCCAUCAAGCUUGUUACAAGUUGUUAACAGCUUGUUCUAAACUUGCUACAGCAACUGGGAACAAGCAGUGCGAAAACAACUUGUCGACAGCUUGUGAACAGAUUUGUAACAACUUGUUUGCAGACCUGUAACAACUUGUGCGUUUUUACGUGUGUACCUGCUUGUGCAGAUAGUAAGUAGUAUAUCUCAUCCUCUAGGUGUUCUAAACCUUACUCAUCGCAAUGGACAUUCAGCAGACGAAAUCAGCACUCUAAAAGCAGGCGAACAUUACAACAUUCAACUUGACUUGGACGUCGCGGGUUACACUGUCCAUGCCGGUCACCAACUGCGCUUAGCUCUGUCCCAGUCCUAUUGGCCUUACGGCAUUUGGCCUCCACCAUCUACUCCUGUCCUACAACUUCACUUCGUAUCCCCACCUGUAUUCACAUUACCCCUCAGAAAACGUGGCGAUGAGGUCAACAAUAAUGAUGAGUUAUUUAAUGGGCAGUCUGUGGUGAACCCGCAUGCAUUACAAGUCAAAGAGAUCAGAACACCUUCUUUGCAAAGGUCAGUUUUACGAGUCAAAUAUUCAGGUUGUAAUUUAAUGUCUGAUACACACUAAAUAUACAAAAUUUAACAAACAAGCUAACAUGCCACGGAUCUGUCAUGAACCUGAGUCGGGCGAAAAACAUAUUUAUGCCAGGUUGGACAUUAUCAAGUGCAGGGCCUAUCAGAGAAAUUCAGGGGCCCGGGGCAAAUUUUUGUUUCGGGGGGCCUAUUUUUUCCGCACAUUAAAAAAAGGUAAAAAAAAAUUUUUCGUCGAACUGAUGUUAACAUAAGGUUUAAAAUUUUUUCCAGACAAAUUCCUGUUACAACAUGGGUCAAACCCUUUUUUUUUGGAAGUUGUAUAUGUUAAAUUUUGGUUUAGAACAUUUUUUCUCAUACCAUUAUUUUUAUAAAAAAACGUUAGAAAUUUUUUUUUUUUAUUAAAUUUGGGGGGCCCCCUUAAAUUGGGGCCCCGGGGAAAAUUGCCCCCUUUGCCCCCCCCACCACUGAAAGGCCCUGAUCGAGUGUAAUUUUUAUGAGGCGCUCUGUAGCUCAGUUGGUUUAUAAGCCGGUUUUCCACCAGCGAAUUUUUUCGCGCGAAGCGACCUUUUUCCUUUGUCGGCAUCCAUUUUGCCACGUCUUGCUGACGUAAUAAGUGAUACCGACAAAGGAAAAAAAGGUCGCUUCGCGCGAAGAAAUUCGCUAGUGGAAAACCGGCUUAAUGAGUGAUACCGACAAAGGAAAAAGGUCGCUUCGCGAGAGAGAAUUCGCUAGUGGAAAACCGGCUUUAUUUAGAGCGCUGCACCGGAAUCGCAGGAAGGGACCUGUAGUUGCAUUUUUCCCAGCUGGUGCGGGUUACGUCUAAUAAAUGUAUAUAAAAUUUACACUCGAUAAAUUCCACCUACAUACCUUUUAAUUCUUGUUCAAUCGAGUGACAUUCCAACAAAAUCUCUAUUUUUCAAGCUCGUCCGGUGUGGAUAUACACUCAGAGUAACAUCACAAACAUAUCAUAUUCACCUGAGUACACAACACCAGCACAGAGAGAUCAUAUUACAAGAUUACAUUGGUAUCGAAGGAACUAGAUUCGGUUCCGAAAUAUCACUUACUCGAACCGACCUGACCGCGUAGCUCAGUUAGCACAGCAAUUGGGCUAGUAUUCCAAAGGUCGUAGGUUCGAUUCCCACCGUGGCCGGGCAUAUUUUUCAAGCUCGCCCAGUGUGGAUAUACACUCAGAGUAACAUCACAAACAUAUCAUAUUCACCUGAGUACACAACACCAGCACAGAAAAAUCUCUAUAUUAUUUUGUUUUCUUUGCGAAAUAUUUAUUUAACUUUGCCAAAGAACAUGCUACACAUGACAUACACAAGACUUAAGCCCGUUCUCCGCUAGGCGAAUUUUUUCGCGCGACGCGAAACGAAAGACAAAUCUUGGCAAUGUGAUUGGUCAGCGAAAAAGUUCGCCGCGAAAAAGUUGGAUCAGUUCCUACUUUUUUACUGUUCGCGCGAACAAAUUCGCCUAGUGGAGAACGGGCUUUACACAAGACAUACAUAAACAGAUGGCAGGUACGCGCUACAACGUUCGCCAAUACACCCUUUCGAUAAUUACGUCACACAUACUUGUUGGUCUUGGAGUCAGGGCCGCCGAGAGGGGGGGGGGGGAUUGCCCCGGCCCCCCACCUUAAUAGGGCCCCAACUUGAGAACGAGAGCCUAAAAUUGAAUAGGUUCUUUAAAUUGGUCAGAGCAUUUUUGAAAUUGAGGGCCCCUUACAGUAGCUCCACAUGCAGUCUAGAUAAGGUCUAGUUGGGUGACUGACUUGGGUCUAGCUUAAAAAUAAUGAUGUCAUGGGGUCCCCAGCACGAUUCAUGAGAGCGAGGCUCCCAUGCCAGGCCACAUGACGUAAUUAUCGAAAGGGUGUAUUACAUUAAAACUAUAAAAUUUAAUGACAACACGAUAUUUUACAAGACAGAUUACGAGACUUGUUACAAGACAAACAUAUAGAUUUCCAUGUUCUUGGAUCAUCCGCAUCGUAAACGUUUUGUACAGUUAAUUGGUAAUACUUGAAAAGUCCAUGUUUGAACUGGCUUAAGCUGGGAAAUAUGAUUAUUAUUAUGUUAUUUUAAACUAUUUCUGCCGUUAAAUGGUUUUUUCCAGAUUUACAACAUACGACGCACAAAGACAGUCCUACAAGACGACACUCGAAAUGGACGAUGGAGAAGUUCAGCGCCUCGACAACAAUACUAUCUUUGGAGUUUCCUUACAUGAAGUAUAUAACGUCGUUGAAGAUGAACCGCUUUCUGCGAAGGUAACCAUAGAAACCAACACGCGUGUUGCACGGAAAGAGACUGGGACGGGUCAAACCGCGGAGCUAUUUGAUACGUUUGUCAACACGAAAAGUGUCGUAUCCGCUGAUGAAAGUCAUUUUCAUUCUGAAUGUGAGGUAAAAGCGUGGUGUGAGAAUGAGUUGGUUUUUGAAAAUCGAUGGAAGAAAGCUAUACCACGUUUUAACGUGUGAAUUAUUGAAUACUUGAUUUGACGAUCACAGACCUUCGAACUUUGCGAAUUAAAAAUGAGUGAGAACAUGAGUAUGCCUAUGGGCACGCCCAUUCCUCCCUCCUGACCCACCGCCCAACCAAAUAUGUUCAGAUAUCAGGCCAUAGAAAUGCAAUUACCACAAUUUAUAAUCCUGUUUCAAUGAACGAAAUCAAACAGUCAACAGUCAGACUUCCAUUAUACAAAUUGUGAUUGAACAUAUUAAGAGGCAAUCUUUUUCUAUGUCGCGUACUUGCGAUGAAAAGUCGGUUCAAAACCUAAAAUCUUUUUGGCGUACCUUUCGGCUCAAAUUGCUUUGUUUUAGCUUUAUUUUCUAGUUUAUACAGUUAGCUAUCUUCUUAAAUGCAUUUGUCUGUUGAGAAACAUAAAAUAAGAGGAGAAAAUUGUCAAUUAAAAUACAAUUAUCAAUGAUGCUUUAAAAGUGACGCCAUAUUUACAGCAAUAUACGCAAAACUUAUUGAACUCAGUCAGACAUCAUUUUCUCUUUGGCGUACCGUCCGAAAAUCUCUUCAUUUUAGCAUUAUUUUACAUAUAAAGCACUAAACAUUUUUAAGGUUGUUUGCCGAUUGAGAAGCGUCCCGAAAAAUAAACUAAUUUUGAAGAAAGUUAUAACUGAAAGUGGUAUAUUAUACUGACAUGUUACAAUUUUAGCGCUCUUUGUCUUCUGUCAGUUCUGGUAUAAACGCAAAAUAAAUGGUCUAGAAUGCGUGUGAGCGUGAAAUAGAUGCCAAAUCAUAUGUCUCACGCUUUAUGAGAGUUGGAAGGUCCACGAUCACCGCUUAGGGACCAGUCAUUAUUUAUGGCGGGGUUGUGCCGAAGAGAAAAUGGUGGGGUAACUGAAAAAUAAUACUUGUUUUAGGUGGGGUGGCCAAAAAAUCCUUUGCAUGCAAAGUUGAAUGAUUGCAGUUGUUUGAGUUAGAGUGCAUGUCAGUCUUAUGAGUAAGCACUAUAAGAUAUAACAUUCACCAAUCUUCAUAAAUGUGAAACUCCUUUAGUUCUGUUGCAUGGCAUUUCCCUACGGGCCCACUUCAAGCUAUUAUUUAUUAUGAAUUUGUCAUUUCCAUUGAAAGGAAACAUUCUACACAAAUCAUAUUUUGAGCAUGCAAAUUUCAAACCUUCAAAUAACUAUAAUCGUUAUAACUAAAUAGUACCUUGCAAUAUUGUAGGGGUAACCUAUAAUAAGGCACGAUGCUCGCUAGCAUGCCCCACAUGAUUUUUACUGUGCUUUAUUCCACAAGAAAAAUGGGCAAGGGGUAUUGGAUGUUGGGGUUAACAAGUAUAUGUUUACCAAUCAAUUCCAUUCCCUUUUAAUUAUUAUGGCGCCAUUAUGGUCAAAGCACCCUACAUUAUAAUGCCUCUUUAACAGCAGAUGAUCAUACUCAUGGGCAAUUUUCGACCUUAAUGCAUGGGUAAUAUGCAUACAAAAUACCAAACUGUUUCAUCAGGGAUUUUAUGUCUGGACCUUUGACUUUGCAACAAAAUAGGUUUGAGUGGGGUAAAACAUUUUUCCAGUAUUCCACUAGUUAAUGUUGGGUAGCUAGAAUUUUUGUUUCGAACAAAGUGGGCUAACGCCUAAAGGUUUUUUCGGCUUCAUUAUACUUUCUCUUCGACCCCGGCCCGGCCAUAAAUAAUGACCGGUCCCGUUUUGAUUGAAAGUUUGAGAAAUUAAAAUUUUGCAAUCGGAAUUUUUAAAUUGAACAUUUUUAUGUAGAACCAAGAUAUAGAACUCAGACAAUAUUUGAACUAUGAUUAAAUUAAGUUGAUUGAAUUAUCAGUACCGAUCAUUUUUUACCAAUUGUAAAUAUGU